This is a messenger RNA of Pungitius pungitius (ninespine stickleback), 2371 nucleotides long. It is a transcript of the gene ccdc137, whose product is annotated as coiled-coil domain containing 137. NCBI's taxonomy places the organism in Eukaryota, Metazoa, Chordata, Actinopteri, Perciformes, Gasterosteidae. The transcript has 6 exons. The record is from RefSeq and is a predicted model, not a curated record. Gene Ontology annotation, cellular component: nucleus. Bases 127 to 957 code for a protein of 276 amino acids.
CACUACUUCCUGUCUCCCACUAUCGAGGUUAAGGUUUGUAGGUUAAAGGUUAUACACGCUGCUCCACAUGUGUGUUGUUGUUUUUUUAUUGAUAACUGGCAAUCCGUUCAAAUAAAGGGCAGUGACAUGGGGAAGAAUAAGAAGAACAAAAGUAACGAGUCAGAUAAACAAGCGGACAAGUCCGGCCAACAUUCCAGUGAUAAGAGACUCAAACAGAGAGAUGGGAAACCCAAGAAAGCCAAACCAGAUCACAUGGAACACAUCCCCUUCAAACUGCGUGAGAUCAUGAAGAGCAAAGAGAGGCUGAAAACGGGAUCCGUGAAGCCCAAAAAGCCCAAAGAAGCCAUCGCAUCCAAAGGUAAACCAGACGAUCUGCAGAUCGAAGACAUCCCUGUCCCACAUUUCAAGAGGGGAAAUGCAGAGAGUGUGAAAGCAUAUCUGCGGCGCAUGGAGAACGAGACGAAACACGUCCUCUUCCUCACCAACAACCAAGUGGACAGAAAGCCUGAGCUGGAUGUAGAUGAUCAAGAGAGACCCGCGAACCAGGGCAAGUCUGAGAAAAAGAAAGAGCACGGCAGAUUCAGAUUAGAGAAGCUACACGAGAAAAAACUGAACAGACAAGUGGCCGAGAUGGAGAAAGAGAUGUUUAUUGAUACCGUUCCCUUCGGUGAAGUUGCAAUGGCCCCACCGUUUUUAAGUGCCAAACCCAAGAAAGCGCCGGUCAAAUCUCAGCAACCACCAAAGGGGCUGCUUCUCAACUCUCUCCUGGGCCGCGCGGUGGUCUCCACGGCCAAGCCCUCCAUGGCCAGACAGAGGAUCGUGGAGGAGGAGAGGGAGCGAGUGGUGGAGGCUUACCGUCUCCUUAAGAAACGGAAACAGCAGCAGCGCAUGGACCUGCCGGCUAAUCUGGAAAAACUGAAGAACCCAGCGGGGACGUUCCCCGUCGAGGAAACCUAAGUCGGCACUGAGGCAGAGGGACUGAAUCGGGGCGCGAGAUAACGAUCGUCAGACAGUUUGCGUCAUGUGACCCUGGAACCGCCUCGCGUGACGUAGCCAUGCGAGGGGGGGGGGGAGACUAAACUUUUGCACGGGGCGGCCACAGUAAGAGGUAAUCAUGGCACCGACUUUUGCCUGCUGCCUCCAGUGCUGCAUGUUCAGCUCAAAAUGAAACGGGGGGGGCUAUUUAUACGUCUUAAGAAGACAAGUGAUGCCACCAAAAUAAUUAGAUCUAGACAACUGACUUUUGUUUAUGAUCCCACCUGUGAUUUUUAGUUUUUUUGUAUUUGCUUCUUUGUUCUUGCGACUAUGACAUCACAUGUUAUGUGGUAGAGAGUAAAUUCAGAAAGGCCAUGUCAAGGCUAAAAUAAAGAUUCGACUGUUCUCUCUGUUGCCACUAGAUGGCAGUCUGCCCGCAAAAAGCUGGUUUUGUGAUGUUUGUUUGGUGAACUGUCAGAAUAUGAAGACUUUAAAGACAGGACAAGUCAUUCUUUAUUUUAAAUGUUAAUUUAUGGCUAUAGACUUUAAAUACCUUCAAACCAUGUCCCCCCCCUUUUUUAAAUCCUGGGAUCAAUGAAUCCAUCAGCCGUUUCAAGUGCUGCGCAUUACAGCCUGGCACCGCUGUUUUAAUCCGUGAACAGGGCCUUUUUGUCUCGACAAACUGCAAAUUCACAUUUGUUCGUUGAACAACUUCAUCUUUUAAAUCAACGUCAAUCUCAAAGCAAACAUUACACUGAUAAUUGUUUUAUUGUGACAGUAUUACUGUGCUAAAUAAAAACACCAGAUGGUUUCACCUUUUUAAUACUGACUCCCUGUUGUCUGGUCUAUCGGUUCACUGUCAUUUCUGUUUGAGCAGGGUUUUUUUCGUCGGGUCUGUGUUUGUCCACUGACGGUUGUCACAGUGACAAGGAAAUGCAUUAAGUGGGGACAGCUGCUUGGGAUUGGUAGUGCUGACUCCCUUGUGCUGAGCUCAACCGCCAUUGGUCAUUUAGCCCCGGUGCCCAUGUGCACAAGACAGCUAUCUGCAUUACCAAGGGAUUUACAGAAGCGCCGUGUCAGAGAGAGCUGCUGUUUUUCAUUUCAGCUCAAGUCACUGAUGAGGUAUUAACAUUUAAUACGAGUGCCGCGGUUAACACACGUUACCCUUGGUGUGGGGAUAACCCCGGACAGGUGAGAUUACGUUGGAAAGGAGAUGACAAGAUUCCAAGAAACCUGAAUGCGGUUCUGGUUUUACAUUUGUCCCGCUCUGUGUUCACAGUAAGCUCCUUCGAUAAAACUGCAGAGCUUUCAUUUUUGCCGCUCUUUGUGUCCGAUGUUGUUUCUACGAGCCGUGGAAUAAAAUGGCCAUCCCACCGUGAGAAUCUCUACAUUUGUG